Molecule: messenger RNA, 2610 nt
Organism: Penicillium daleae
Lineage: Eukaryota; Fungi; Ascomycota; Eurotiomycetes; Eurotiales; Aspergillaceae
Product: putative pH signal transduction protein PalA
Exons: 7
Coding region: 1-2610 (869 amino acids)
Cellular component (GO): endosome
Molecular function (GO): protein binding
Source: RefSeq, a predicted model, not a curated record
AUGACAUCCAAUAUCCUACAACUCCCGUUCCGCCGGUCCCACACCGUCUCGCUCUCCGAUGCCAUCACCCAGUAUAUCUCGUCCAAAUAUGACCAGCGCCCGGAUAUGUUCGCGGAUGAUCUGAUGAUUAUUGAUCGUCUGCGUACCGAGGCUGUUAAUGUUCAGGAACCGCAUAUUAGUGGUAUUAGCCGGUUGGUCACGUAUGCGGCGCAGUUGAAAUGGCUCGGAGGGAAAUUUCCAAUUGAUGUCGGGGUCGACUUUUCGUGGUAUCCGGCACUGGGGUUUAAUUCUGCCCGGCCUGUAUCCCAAAAUAACCUCCGUUUCGAGCUGGCGAACAUCCUCUUCAACCUUGCUGCACUAUACUCACAACUUGCAUACGCGCUGAAUCGGACAACUGCGGAUGGCCUCAAGCAGGCAUGUAACUACUUCUGCCAAGCAGCAGGUGUCCUGGCUCACCUUCGAACCGACAUAAUCCCCGAUCUCCGCUCGUCGCCGCCGGAAGACAUGGACGAGAUGACACUUCAGAGUCUAGAGCAACUUUUGCUGGCGCAAGGCCAGGAGUGCUUCUGGCAAAAGGCUGUCAAGGACGGAUUGAAGGAUGCUUCUAUCGCCCGGCUUGCGGCAAAGGUUUCCGACUUCUACGCCGAUGCGGGUGAUUCCGCGGUCAAGUCCAACGCAAUUAGCACCGAGUGGAUCCACCACAUGUCGGCCAAACACCACCACUUUGCUGCCGCGGCGCAGUACCGGCAGUCGCUGGACUGCUUGGAGAAGCGCAAGUACGGAGAGGAAGUGGCGCGGUUGCGCGACAGCCUGAACUGCGUUAAUGAGGGUCUGAAGGAGUCGCGGUGGAUUAGCAAGACGGUGGUCGGCGAUUUGAACGGGCUGAAGAACCGGGUUGCGGAUGAUUUGAAGCGCGCCGAGAAAGAUAACGACAUUAUAUAUCUUAGUCCUGUGCCGCCCAAGUCGGAACUGAAGAGUCUGGAUCGGGCCAGCAUGGUGGCUUCCAAGGCGCCGUCGCAGGUGACCGAUGCGAUUUCAAUGCUUGGAGAGAAUGGGCCUUUGGGCCAGCCGUUGUUUUCGAAGCUGGUUCCGUAUGCUGUGCAUAUCGCAGCUAGCAUUUACUCUGAUCGCCGGGAUAGACUGGUCAAUGAGUCCUUGAUUGGCGAACUCGAGUCCAUGACUGAUAAGCUAAGAGAUUUGCUGUCAUCACUCAACCUCCCAGGUUCACUACAAGCUCUGGAAAAGCCGCUCGGUGUACCAGGAACGGUAGUAUCCCACGCGGAGGAGAUGAGGCAACAGGAUGGGCUGAACCGCCUGCGCCGGUCAGUCGAGGACACUGCCAAAGUCAAGUUCAACGAUCGAUCGAUCUACAACGAAGGUGUCGAGUUGCUAGCAGCCGAAAAAGCCGAGGACAAUGCGACUCGACGAAAGUAUGGAACAGAUCGAUGGGCGCGUGAGACCUCCGAGGCCGCUGCGCCAAAAAUCUACAAUACGUCGAAAGAGAUCAGUGGGUAUUUCACCUCUGCACAGAGCAGUGACGACCUCGUCGAGCGUAAGCUGCGCGACUCCGAUGCUGUGUUCCGCGUCUUAACAGGAACGAAUCGAGAUCUCGAAUCCUAUGUACCCAGCAGCCGCAGAGCUGCCAUUCCUCCGGAGGUAGAGCGGGAGGCAGUCAAAUUGCGCAGCUGUUUGAGUGAGGUCAGUCGGAUGGAGAACCGUCGGCGCCGGCGGAUUCAGACGCUCAAGGAUAAAGCCCGCGCAGAUGAUAUUCACCCUGCUCUGCUGAAGGAGACUGCACGGUUAGAACGAGAGUUCCCGAUGCAAGCCAUCCAGGCGAGCCAAUUCGAGGAUCUCUUCGAAGAACAACUACGACUCUACGAUUCUGACAACGAUAUGCUCGCGCAGGAGAGGCGAGACCAGGAACAAAUCUCCGAGCAGGUCCGUGACGCGAAUCGAGCUUUCACUCGAGCGAAUAAGGGUGACGCCUCCACCAAGGAGCGCGAGACCGCUCUGCAAGAGCUGGAAAACGGAUACUUGAAGUACAAGGAGAUUAUCUCGAACUUAGAAGUCGGCCGGAAGUUCUACAAUGACCUCGCCAAGAUCGUUAGCCGGUUCCGCGAUGAUGCAAAGGCCUUUGUGCAUCAGCGCCGUAUGGAGGCGAGUCAAUUGGAAGCGGAUAUUUCCAACGUGACUGCCAUGGCAUCACUGCGCCUCUCUCAGCCUCACCUGCACCAGGCCUCUCCCCAGCCAACCCGCACACACCAUCAGCCCUCUGCCUACUCAGGCGUGCCACAAGCCCAGGUACAGACACAGGCACCGGCACAGGUCCCCACUCAACCACCGUCUCAACCCCCAGCCCCAGGCCCAAUCCCCGUACAGAUGCAUUCCCACCGGCCUUCAGGAACCGCCGCACCCCUGACCGCGCCGCAACCAGUACGCGCCGCGGUCGCCCCGCCCUCGGUGCCGAUGCCUGGCAUGUGGUCGCCUGAGAUGGGUAUUCGAUUUGACUCGGCGGGCAUGCCACCCGGUGCGAAUGCUGGACCUGCGACGGCUGCGGCGAGGGGACAGACUGGGACGUGGGAUCCUAGUCAGGGUGUGCGGUUCUCGUAG